AUUUUGAAAUCAAAAUAUUUCCCGCUGCUUCCGUUUCCCGCCACAACAGUCUCUACCAAAUUCCUAAAUUUCACUCAAUCACUUACCGCGCAUGUUGGAAUACCUCUCUAUGCAAUCAAAGAUUCGUCAGGGCAUGUUGGAUUACUCUCUCUGCUAUCAAAGAUCCGGCGGAGAGGCACCGGCGGUGGAGUCAGAACAACUUUCCGGCAUGUAUUGAAAUCCACCAGAUAAUUAGAACUGUCGCAACCAGUCAUACGCACACACGGCGCAGGUUAGUGCUCUGCUCGUAUCUGCAAGCUAUGGCGGAACCUAUAGACUACUCGAGAACUCAAAGGAUUGUGCUCCUCAUAGAUCUAAAUCCACUUCUCAUUCUUACAAACCCUACACACUACCUCAACUCCAUUCUCGCUACCUCCACGCGCCUCCUCAAUUUCCCAUCUCUCUGCAACUCGCUUUUUGCUUUUAAUUUUUUCUUUUCUUCGCUUUCCCCUCUCCGCUCCUCCUCCGCAAUACACAGCCUCUUUCCGAACCUCUCUUCCGGUUUCAACCACCAGUCUCAAACCCUAGAAUCAAUUACCGAAACCCUAAGUUCCUUUGCGCUGCCAGUUGAAUUGGAAGUGAAUUGUUCUAAGGCUUGUCACACUGCAUGUUAUUUGCUUCAGCUAGUACAUGAUUACGUUUGGGAGUCUGAAAUGGAGAGUACUCCAGGUAAGAUGACUAGUGAGAUUCCAAAGGCAUCUCAGAAUUUGAUUGUUUUAUUUUCGCCUAUUUCCAGAUCGUUGAUUGAUCUAGCUCAGUAUGUACAUGUGGAUGUGAAUUCUGAGAUUUUAAAGGAUUUUGAAGGUUUUAAUUUCAAAUUCAGUGAGAUUUUUGGUACUGUGAGGAAUGCUUUUGAUAAUAGAAAUAUUCAUUUUAGUUGGAUCGACGUGAGAGAUGAAAAUAAUGAUGGAAAGGUUGAAUUUGUUGAUGAAGGUGAAUGGUCAUCCAUGUUGGAGAAUGGAAUUAGGCAUUUUGGUUGGGGGAUUAGUUCAACUGAUUCCAUUGUUUUAGGUUCUGCUCUGAUUCCCUUUGGCUUGAUAUAUCCUGAAAUUGGGAUGUCUUUUGAUUUUCUAAAAAGCAAUGCAUUUGACAGAGGUUCUGCACAGCUCAAUCUUGAGAUCCUUGAUGUCAAUGGAAAGCCUUUGGAAUGCAAGUUAUGUGAUCUUGAAUUGCUCAAUAUCACAACGUUGCCUAAGCUUAGAUCUGAAGAUAUUCUGAAUACACUAGGACUUGGAGACAAGCAAAAUGAAGGGUGUGAUCGAGAAGAAACAUUUUGGUCUUGUCUUGGUAAAAGCUCGUUUAAUAUGCAUCUCAAGGCUGUACAGAAGUGCAAUGUAGGAGAAAGGAUUGAAGGAUGCUCAUCUAGUUAUGUUCUAGUGCAGCAGUCUGCCAGAUGCAAAACUAACUAUCGUAAUGAUACUUGUGUUGAUGGAGUCCUUGAUGUACUAUCUGGAGGAAAGGGUCAGCAUUCCCAAGGAAAUUCCACAGUCCUGUGGCAAAUUCUUCUCAGUUUCUUAUAUGAAGAAAGCUAUUGGGUUUCAGUAACUGUAUCAAAUAGCAAUGGAAGUACAAUCACAGGUGUUCUCAGGCCUUUGACAGCGCAAUUGGCUCUUCUUUCAAGAAUAGAAGGUGGUCAUAACUACGGCUCAAUUUUAAAGCAGAUGAAUGACAUGACCUGUGGCAGCUCUAAUGAAAUCAAUGUCUCACUAGGGAAUGGGAAAAGAAAAAAGGACAAGAAGUGUUCAACAAAGAAUCUGACUUGGAGAUCAUUCCUCAAGGAAGCAUUUGAGUGUAAUGAUUUUGAGCUGGUAGAUAUUUGUUUUGCCAGAAAAAUUGAGAAAUCAAAGAAGCUGAAGUUCUUGAAGUGCUGGAUGAAACAAAUCAAGAAGUCCAGCACCUGCUUGCUAACGGCUGCAGAUUCACAUAAAAGACAGCCGCAACAGCCAUUCUCUACACAGUUUCCCUCAGAUUCAAACCUCAUGCUGGAGGGAGAUGCACAUCUUGUAUGCUCAGAAACUGCAGAAGCCUUCUUCAGUAAUCUACCAAAGAAAAUCCAGCAUGGUCUACAAUCUGGAAGAGACUUGCAAACUUUAGCAGCACGACUAUUGAAGUCAUCGAUACGCGCAUUAUCCCAAAAGUAUGAGAUAGAUGAUAAUGUAGGAGGUGAAUCCCAAAUUCCAAAUAAAAAUGAUUCAUGUUGCAAGACUAUCCUACCUGAACUUAUGAAGAUCCUACUAAGAAAGCCCAAAGAAAUGAAAGAGAAGCUGAAGCACGAUGAUCCCUCUGAAGUAUCUGAUUUCAGUCCAACCUCAGAAAAUACUGUUCGAGAAUUUGAAAUGCAGAUAUUGCUUCGGAUGGAAAUCCUUGGGUCAACCUUUUCUGAGAGUAUUAAAGAGUCCUCCAAGCAGAAGCUGGUUAAAGAGAUCUGUUCCUUUCUAGAGAUUAUUCAAUAUCUUGUCGAAGGAGGGAUUCAUGGUGAUCUUAGCCUAUAUGAUUAUGUUGAACGCACUAUUCGAUUAAGGUACCAUAACAUUAUCGCAGAUGUUGUCAAUAGAAUUUACGCAGAAAUGGAUCUACUUCCAUUUGGUGUUGAAGAUGAAAAGCAGGCUCUUCUGUUCAAUAGUGAGGACAGUAAUCAGUCCUGGAGGGAGAAGCAAGAGAGGUAUGAAACGGCUGAAGUCAACAACAUGCGAUUAUCAGUCUCAGCAGAGGAUGAGUUCUGCCAACCACCAGAAAACAUCGAUGGGAGCUCCCAAGCUAUAACAGGAGAGGAACAUGCCCGCAAGUUAAGUGAAGCUCGUGAUCGGAGAGAGAAGGCUCGACGAUUUGGAUCAUUCACAAGGAUGCCAGACCUACAAAGAGUUUGGGCCCCAAAGCAGCUUAAGUCUGUUAAAAUAAAGUGUGAAGAUCAGAAGGAACUGAAAAGAAAAGAGCGGAAAAAAGGUAGACACAGCGUUGUAUAUGAAACACCAAUGAGUGGAAAGAAAUGGUCAUCCUCUCAAAGUGAUGAAAAGCUAGAACGGAGUUCUACUUCUGUUUCCAAGGCUCUCUUUCAGGAUUGGUGAUGACAAGCUGCACCAUACUCACUGAAAGAAUACUGUUGUAGCAAUUGAAACAUGCUAUCUCUAAUUAGAAUGAAGAGCAAAGCAUGCUAUUUUACUCUAAUGAGUUACUUUUUAGAUCAAGUACAAAAUGAUGUAUGUGAAGAGAAUUUACUUCGAUGAAAAUGAUGGCUUUCCGAAUAUGUCAUCAACGUUUAAUAAAUAUUGCAUUUUUUUAAAUUAA
Messenger RNA from Solanum pennellii, 3324 nucleotides. RefSeq lists its product as uncharacterized. The transcript is spliced from 3 exons. Gene Ontology annotation, molecular function: chromatin binding. The coding region runs from base 300 to 3104 and encodes 934 amino acids. Gene Ontology annotation, biological process: DNA replication; mitotic DNA replication checkpoint signaling; response to ionizing radiation. Gene Ontology annotation, cellular component: nucleus. The record is from RefSeq and is a predicted model, not a curated record. Lineage: Eukaryota; Viridiplantae; Streptophyta; Magnoliopsida; Solanales; Solanaceae.